This is a messenger RNA of Besnoitia besnoiti, 1260 nucleotides long. Its product is annotated as isocitrate dehydrogenase. Lineage: Eukaryota; Apicomplexa; Conoidasida; Eucoccidiorida; Sarcocystidae. Bases 1 to 1260 code for a protein of 419 amino acids. The transcript is spliced from 6 exons. Gene Ontology annotation, biological process: isocitrate metabolic process. Gene Ontology annotation, cellular component: mitochondrion. Gene Ontology annotation, molecular function: magnesium ion binding; NAD binding; isocitrate dehydrogenase (NADP+) activity. The record is from RefSeq and is a predicted model, not a curated record.
AUGUCAGGCUUCAACAGAAUCAAGGUGGAGCACCCAGUGGUGGAGAUGGACGGGGAUGAAAUGGCGCGGGUUAUCUGGGCAUUGAUCAAGGAGAAGCUGAUUCUGCCGUAUCUCGAUAUUCCGCUGAUGUACUACGACCUUAGCAUUGAACACCGUGACAAGACCGAUGACCAAGUCACUGUGGACGCUGCGCUCGCGAUCAAACGCCAUGGUGUGGGUGUAAAGUGUGCGACAAUUACGCCUGACGAACAGCGAGUAAAGGAGUUCAAUCUCAAGAAAAUGUGGAAGUCUCCAAAUGCGACCAUUCGUAACACAUUGGACGGAACAAUCUUUCGUGCGCCGAUUCUGAUUAGCAACAUCCCUCGCCUAGUCCCCUCGUGGACGAAGCCCAUCAUCAUCGGCCGUCAUGCUCACGCCGAUCAAUAUAAAGCUGUCGACUUCACCGUGGACAAGCCGGGUCGCUUUGUGAUGACCUUCGUACCUGCUGAUGGAGCAGAGCCGCAGGUGCACGAAGUAUACGAGUUCAAGGGCGGCGGCGUUGGCGUCGGGAUGUACAAUACUGACGCCAGCAUCACAGGAUUUGCCCAUUCCUGCUUUCAGUAUGCAAUCGACCAGAAAAUGCCUCUCUACUUAAGCACGAAGAACACCGUUCUUAAGAAAUAUGACGGCCGGUUCAAGGACAUAUUCCAGACCAUAUACGACAAAGAGUACAGGCAGAAGUUUGAACAAGCGGGAUUAUGGUACGAACACCGCUUGAUCGACGACAUGGUCGCUCAGGCGAUCAAGAGCUCCGGCGGGUUUGUCUGGGCAUGCAAAAACUACGAUGGCGACGUUCAGUCAGACGUCGUUGCCCAAGGCUAUGGCAGCCUCGGCUUGAUGACGAGCGUCCUCGUCAGCCCGGACGGCAAGACAAUCGAGGCAGAGGCAGCGCAUGGCACUGUCACUCGGCACUACCGACAACAUCAGAAGGGUCUUAAGACAUCAACAAAUCCCAUAGCUUCUAUUUAUGCUUGGACCAGAUGUCUUCUUCAUCGGGCAAAACUCGACAACAACGAGAAACUAGCGGAGUUUGCGAAGGCUUUGGAAGAGGCGUGCGUCGAAACAGUGGAGGCAGGCUUCAUGACGAAGGAUUUGGCCCUGGCAGUAAAAGGUGACGGAGUAACAGACAAGGACUACUUGUGCACCGAAGAUUUCAUGGACAAGCUCGCACACGUGGCUGAGCGCAAGCUCCUCGAGCGGAAAAUUAUUACGAAGGCAUAG